AUGUCGAAUAAGUUAUUAUUUGGUAAAGCUCUUACCUCAUACGACGAUGAAGAUAUUGAUGAAUUGUUGUCUAAGCUAACACCAGAGGAGCUGGAGCAGCUUAAUGAUGACUUUGAUCCCGACAAUUCACUGCUUCCUCCUUCACAGAGGUGUCGUGACCAAACUACCAAAACCCCAACUGGACCUUAUGAUCGUGAAAAAUUACUAAGAUAUCUCAUUGAAAAAGCCAAAGCCGAAAGAGAUUGGGAAGAAGCUGUGCCUUUUGAAAAAAAGAAAAGGGGAAAAGCCUAUACACCAAAACAAACUAUUUCACCGAGCACGCAAAACGAAUUAAUUGAAAUGGGUUUCGAUGUAGAGUUUGAUGAUGAUGUAAAUAAGGCUCUUGAAAAUGCUACUGAAGAUGAACUUGUUGAUUUGGCUGCUGUCCUGGGUUUUACUGGGAUGUUGAAUCAAGUACAGUUCCACGCUAGUUUAGAAGGACGUAAAUUGGAAAUGGGUGGAUUCUCUGGUGUGGCUAAAGCUGAACGUCCUAAAGUCGUGCCAGAUGAGCCACCUAAUAUGACAGAUGUAGAGGAUAGUAUAAAGAAAUUGGAAAAUAACAGCGAAGAACUAACUAAAUUAAAUUUAAACAAUAUCAAAACAAUAAGUGCUGAAGCAGUACAGCGCUUAUGUGCCGCUCUUACAAAGAAUAACCAGUUAACUGAACUGCAUAUGGCAGCAACACGUUUAACAAACGCAAUGGUUGAACCGUUCUUUGAUAUGUUGCAAAAAAAUACUGUAUUAAAAGUAUUAAAUUUGGAGUCGAACUUUUUGACUGGUGUUAUCCUCGUUCGUUUAUUGGAGUCAAUUAGCCAUGAAAAAAGUGGAAUAACCGAUUUGCAUUUAGCUAAUCAACGUCAAUCUGUGCUCGGUGUAAAAAUUGAACAAAAUUUGACCGAAUUAAUACUAGCCAAUCCACGUUUAGUUCGUCUGGGCUUAGAUUUAGAGACUAGUGAUGCACGUGUACGUACCAGGGAGCAUGUCAAAUUUAAUUUAGAUCGUGUUUCUCGGCAACUACGGCGUAAUAAAAAUUAA
This is a messenger RNA of Schistosoma guineensis, 1074 nucleotides long. The record is from the annotation of a GenBank genome assembly. NCBI's taxonomy places the organism in Eukaryota, Metazoa, Platyhelminthes, Trematoda, Strigeidida, Schistosomatidae.